This is a messenger RNA of Psilocybe cubensis, 678 nucleotides long. RefSeq lists its product as uncharacterized. The record is from RefSeq and is a predicted model, not a curated record. The coding region runs from base 1 to 678 and encodes 225 amino acids. Lineage: Eukaryota; Fungi; Basidiomycota; Agaricomycetes; Agaricales; Agrocybaceae. The transcript has 7 exons.
AUGUUUACAGUACUCUUAGCUACUGUGUUCCCAAUCUUGGGAUUUACCGCUGCCAAAGACUUCCCUCCUGGUGUACAGCUAUCAAUCAGAACAGUAUGGCUCGGCUCCCUGUCCGUCAAUUCCAUUGAUGACUUUUGUCUUUUUGCACCUCCUACCCUUCAACCAAUUGCUAAUUCUGAGACCAUCGAAGUGGCUUGGUGCACAAAGCCACGGAAUAACGCGCGCCUAAUUCCCGAUGGAACUAUUACAGGAGUCUCCUUCCUCAAGACAGACUUCUAUGUCCAAGUCAUCGGCUAUGGCGAUUUAACCAAGUUGAAUAUUCCAGCAAACGACUUUGGAGGAGAACUUGAUCCGCAUGGUGCUUAUGGUACUGGGAACCCAAUCGGUGGAAAUGUUACAUCCAACGUAACAGGCGAUGAUGAGAACUUUGCUGAAUGGAUGGUAAGUAUAAAUUUAUAUCGAGGUAACGGCCAAUUUUGCCUUCGCGUAUGCACAAACGCAAACUCGACUUACGAUGCAGCCCAUAUGUGCUGGCACGAGCUAGACGAAGUUGGUUGUGGAUUCGUUAUGCCAGGAAACUAUAACAUCAAUGGCACAUUGUACGUUACCCCCUUCAGCUCAACCCAUGAAUUGUCUUUUCUAAUUUCUCACCCAGUGAAUCCUGUGAUGCCGAUGUAG